AUGUCUGAUCCCUCAGCCUCUUACCAAAGUCCCUCCAUCUCAAGGCAAUUCCACACUGCAAAAGACCAUCCAACACAAUUCCAACACUCCACAAACGGACUCACUACAGGACCUAGUCAGUUCGUGUUAGAAGCUGGUGCCAUCGACAGAGACAUGCCUAGUCCAGGUUCAAAUAGCCCAAUGGGGACACUCAGAGCCAAAGUCACAACGCUACAAGAUGAUAUCAAUGAUUUCCUCACUGAAAGAAUGGGAGUAGAAACGGUAGAGAAACGAGGAAAAGAGGAAGAGUAUGAGAAAAAGUUACUCGAUGGUGCUGAUGAUGAUUCUGAAGAGGAAUGA
Molecule: messenger RNA, 339 nt
Organism: Hansenula anomala
Lineage: Eukaryota; Fungi; Ascomycota; Saccharomycetes; Phaffomycetales; Wickerhamomycetaceae
Gene: GON7
Product: chromatin DNA-binding EKC/KEOPS complex subunit GON7
Exons: 1
Coding region: 1-339 (112 amino acids)
Source: RefSeq, a predicted model, not a curated record